AUGUCUGUUGGACCGGCUGGCGUGUGGUCAAUCAACCGUAGCACCAAACUCUUCUGCCGCACGGGAACCUACGGUGACAACGCCAACAUGGGCUCUGGGUGGCAGUACAAGCUGGACCGGGUGAAGCAGGUUGAUGUAGGUAGGGACACAGUCGGCUACAUCCAUUCUGAUAAGACAGAACUGUUUCGCAUUGAAGGCAUCAAUAGAGCCAACCCUCUCGGGGCUGCCCCGUACAGCUGGGAGUGGUGGUCGAAAUACAUUGCCAUGUCUCUUAAAGAGGACAUUCGAUUCUCUGUGGUUAACAUGUUGACAACAAUGAUUUUACUCUUCAUACUUCUUUCUAUGGCCUCUUGUCUUGAAGCCGUGAACAAAGGAAGUGUCCCCAAAGCACAAGUCAUGCUACAGUUACAAGGCAUGGACUACUCGCUGUUCGGCUACAACAGUCUCAAGGGAUGCCCUCUGACCUCAGGACGUGACCCGGGCUUUACUCUCCCCAUCUUUUCUGGUGAGUUUCACGUGACCCCAGACUUUCGCUAUAGCGUGCCACGUGGCGUGGUUCUGUCCCACGAUGUGUCAUGUGACACGUCGUUUACGUCGAAGGUGGUGGAGACGCCGUACGACCUGACCAAGGUGUUGACUGUCACCGCAAGACUCGGUCGUGAUAAGUGGGGGCCUCCCUUCUCGGCCAGCCAACACUUUCACAAACUGUCCGCGCAACUCACACAACACGUCUUGGUCGUUUCCACAGCUGUCUGCAGUUUGUACGACCUGACACUUCUGCUCACGGAACCGCCAUCUUUUCAUUUGUCGUUUGCGGACUGGAUGAUUAAACUCAACAACACUGAUGACGAGGACAAGUAUCUUCAGUUCCUUGACACCUACGGCACACACUUCGUGUCAAAGGCCCGCUUUGGGGCUUCCAUAACGGUCAUCUACAAGAUGGACGAUAACGUUUAUCGGCUUCUAACAGAGGAUCACGUGACCUCAGCUGCCAGCUACUCUGCUCCUGAGCUUUUUGGAUACCGUGAGAUCUUGACCUCUGAUCAGCAAAAAGCAAUAGCAGAGUUUCGAAAUCACAAGACAACAACACACCUUCAUGGGUGA
Pomacea canaliculata is the source of this 1104-nucleotide messenger RNA. RefSeq lists its product as uncharacterized. Lineage: Eukaryota; Metazoa; Mollusca; Gastropoda; Architaenioglossa; Ampullariidae. The record is from RefSeq and is a predicted model, not a curated record. The coding region runs from base 1 to 1104 and encodes 367 amino acids. The transcript is spliced from 4 exons.